AUGUACCACUUUUUCCUUUUGCAGCAGAACAAUAGCAUAAACUUCAACAGUAAGCCAUGGUCAUCUUCCUUAGCAUUGAACCAAAGAACAACAAGCAUAGGGGAUUCAAAACGGUACACGAACUCAACAAUAUGCAUGUCGGUUCAGCAAACAAGUAGCUCCAAGGUCUCUGUCUCUCCUAUAGAGUUGGAAGACCCUAAAGAUCCUCCAUUGCACUUGUACAAACCCAAGGAAGCUUACACAGCCAAGAUCGUCUCCGUGGAGCGAGUCGUUGGCGCAAACGCCCCAGGAGAAACUUGCCACAUCGUCAUCUAUCAUGACGGUAACCUUCCUUACUGGGAAGGACAGAGCUACGGUGUGAUCCCUCCAGGUGAGAAUCCGAAGAAACCAGGAGCCCCACAUAAUGUGCGCCUUUACUCCAUUGCAUCAACGAGCGUCUGCAGCAACUUCCUAUGUGAUUCAAAGCCCGGAGACAAGAUUCAAAUCUCUGGUCCAUCGGGGAAGGUAAUGCUAUUACCAGAGGAUGAUCCAAACGCGACGCACAUAAUGAUAGCCACGGGAACAGGAGUGGCUCCUUACAGAGGCUACUUACGUCGAAUGUUCAUGGAAAACGUACCAAACUACAAAUUUGGCGGCUUAGCUUGGCUCUUCUUAGGUGUGGCCAACACGGAUAGUCUUCUCUUCUCUAGGACGAUGAGUUUAGCAAGUACUUAA
Microthlaspi erraticum is the source of this 714-nucleotide messenger RNA. The record is from the annotation of a GenBank genome assembly. NCBI's taxonomy places the organism in Eukaryota, Viridiplantae, Streptophyta, Magnoliopsida, Brassicales, Brassicaceae.